AUGUUAUCAGCACGGACUUUAGCAUGGAUCCCUGUUAUUGUGGGCGCACUGCUGUAUCGCGCCGGAGACCUCCUUCAGAAUGGCGUUAUCUUUCGUUCCAAUUUUCCCCGCGGAUACAUAGCAAACGGAAAUUACUCUUCAGAAUGCGAAGUUGUACCCAGAUACGCAGAUUCUCCCUCUGAAAAUCUCAGCCUUUGUGAAGACGAAACGUUUUGGGAACUGUUCGAUACGCAGGGCGAAGUCGCUGAACGUGCUGUUAUUGUUAGCUGUGAUCCCGGUCGCAAAACUUGGAACACAGUAAUGGGUCCUUUACUUGACCCAACGCCUCAUGGAGGAUUGUGGAUUUACGUGUCGCCCGAUGACACGACACGACGCUCAGAUGGAAGCAUUUUGGAUCCAAGUCUGCCUGUAUACCAGGCACAUCGAAUCACACUGAAAAAUUACCCUGAAGGCCACGACUUCCAUCCUCUAGGAUUAGAAAUAUGGCCCUCAUAUUCCGGCAAUUCUUCAAAUCUCUACGUCAUUAAUCAUGCUCGAGAAGCUACUGUAAUUGAACACUUCCUUCUGAAUCCAGCACAUCCUACGGAGGCAAUGCACAUCCGCACCCUCCGAUCUCUGCAUUUCCACUCGGCGAAUGGUCUGGCACUCACGUCUCCUGACUCUUUCUAUGUGGCCAAUGACCAUCUCGUAACGCGUCGCCUACCGGUGUUAGGCCAUAUUCUUCCUAUGAUUGAGUCGGUUCUCAGCCUCCCGUCGGGUUUCGUUUCACACAUUACACUCAAUAAGCACACCCCCACAGAGUCCAAAUCCAUAUCCGAAGAAGUUUUUGUCAAACUGUUCAUCCCUUUCGCGAAUGGCCUCGCCAUAUCUUCAUCGGGCACGCAAUUGGCCUUAGCAUCCACCUCUAUGGGCGAAAUUCUGCUCUAUGAACGUGAUCCUAAAACAAACAAAUUGAAGCGUAAGACAGACACGAUCCGCCUGCCAUUCUUUCCGGAUAACGUAAAUUUCUCUCCUUCCUCCGAAGGCGUUGAAGAAAUUAUUGUUGGUGGCCAUCCCAACUUCCCAGACCUCAUUGAAGUCGCCGAAGGCAAAAGCGCAGGAUGUCCGUCAUGGGUUAUUGCCAUCGUCCCGCAGGAGAAUAGCAGAGGCGAGCAAAGCAUUGUUUUCGAUCAAGAUGCACCGGUGUCAUUGAACAGUAAGAUCCGGAAAGUUGGCCCCCGUUGGACCAUGAAAACUCUGUUUCAGAGUGAUGGUGUCGAGGAGAAGGGGGGUUUCUCUAGUUCAACGACUGGGCUAAUGGAUCCCAAUACCGGUGCCUUGUAUGUGACAGGAAUCUACUCUCAAGGUGGUAUGAUGGUUUGCACACCCGGUUCCACGAAAGUAAACUAG
Psilocybe cubensis is the source of this 1389-nucleotide messenger RNA. RefSeq lists its product as uncharacterized. The coding region runs from base 1 to 1389 and encodes 462 amino acids. The transcript has 2 exons. Lineage: Eukaryota; Fungi; Basidiomycota; Agaricomycetes; Agaricales; Agrocybaceae. The record is from RefSeq and is a predicted model, not a curated record.